Messenger RNA from Felis catus (domestic cat), 5810 nucleotides. It is a transcript of the gene FAM81A, whose product is annotated as family with sequence similarity 81 member A. The record is from RefSeq and is a predicted model, not a curated record. NCBI's taxonomy places the organism in Eukaryota, Metazoa, Chordata, Mammalia, Carnivora, Felidae. The transcript is spliced from 9 exons. The coding region runs from base 146 to 1279 and encodes 377 amino acids.
GGACGGCGCUCCCCGCGGCGCGGGCCCGCAGCCGGGCGCCCCGCACAGCCCGCGCCAGCGGCCGCCGCACCCAGCCGCGCCGGCGAGGACAUGGGCAGCCGCGGCGCGCCGGCCCCCCGCGCCGAUGUGAAUUAUUAAAAAGAAAAUGGCCCGAUGGUGCCCUGUAUUUCCUUCUCUCGUCACCGAGGAAAGGCGAGUUAGAACCAUGCCCCGACACAGCCAGUCCCUGACCAUGGCACCCUACUCAUCUGUAAGCCUAGUGGAACAACUGGAAGAUAGAAUCCUCUGCCACGAGAAAACAACCGCUGCCCUUGUGGAGCACGCCUUCCGGAUUAAAGACGACAUUGUCAGCAGUUUGCAGAAAAUGCAGAACAAAGGGGGAGGUGACCGCCUGGCCAGGCUUUUCUUGGAGGAGCACAUCAGAAACAUCACUGCCAUAGUGAAGCAACUCAAUCGGGAUAUUGAGGUACUCCAGGAGCAGAUCCGGGCCCGGGACAACAUCAGCUAUGGAACUAAUUCUGCCUUAAAGACUCUGGAGAUGCGUCAGCUCUCCGGUUUGGGAGACCUUCGGGGGAGAGUGGCAAGGUGUGACGCCAGCAUAGCCAGACUCUCUGCAGAGCACAAAACGACUUAUGAGGGGCUCCAGCACCUGAACAAAGAACAGCAAGCUGCCAAACUUAUCUUGGAAACAAAAAUCAAAGACGCAGAGGGGCAGAUUUCUCAGCUUUUGAACAGAGUGGACUUGUCGAUAUCAGAGCAAAGCACCAAACUGAAGAUGUCCCACAGAGACAGUAACCACCAGCUGCAGCUUUUGGAUACGAAAUUUAAAGGUACGAUUGAGGAGCUCAGUAAUGAGAUUUUAUCUGCACGGAAUUGGUUGCAACAGGAACAAGAACGGAUAGAAAAAGAACUUUUACAGAAAAUCGAUCAGCUUUCCUUGGUUGUUAAGGAAAACAGUGGAGCCAGUGAAAGGGACAUGGAGAAGAAGCUGAGCCAGAUGUCAGCCAGACUUGACAAAAUAGAAGAGAGUCAGAAGAAGAAUAUGGAGGUGCAGAGAACAAAACAGGAAGAGGAGAAGGUUCAUGGGCGCAUCAGCAAGCUGGAGUUACAGAUGAAUGAGGACAUGAAGGAAAUGAAGGCAGAAGUUGACGCUGGAUUUACAGCCAUCUAUGAAAGUAUAGGAUCCCUCAGGCAAGUUCUUGAAGCCAAGAUGAAGUUGGACAAGGACCAGCUGCAGAAGCAAAUCCAACAGAUGCAGAAGCCAGAAGGUCCCAUGUGAAGGGGGCUGGGACAAGGACCUCAAACGUGGUUUUGCUCGUGGGGCUAGAGCUAGAUACCUGUGUAGCCAGGCUGUCACUGCAUUCGGGAUUGUUCUACUCAUGGCGUGCAUGUGCCAAGAAAUGUGUUUUCAUGGGUCUAAGCGUUUACCUUGAGUCUCAAAAACACUUUUUUUAAAACUAUGAAAUACAACUUUUACCACUUUAUUCCACUUCUCUAAAUUCAAUGGAAUAUCCUCCCCGCCCCUGGAUUUUGAAAGGCUUUUAUCCCCUUCAUUUUAUGAAUGAAAAGACUUAACUUUCCUUCAAUGCCUGACGCUCUAGCCAAGACUUUACUAUUUUGAAAAAUGUCAUGGUGAUUUUUUUAAAAUUAAGAAACUAAUGAAUUAUCACAGGAAUGUGUUUCUCCUUCCCCUAAAUUAAGAGAAUGUCCUGGUAGAUUAGAAUUCAACCUUUUAGUCCAUAUUUGGAUUUUAUGAUUGUUAUCUGUGCAUUUCUUAUAAGGUUAUCUUCUUGUAAAUCUUCUGUCUUUUGUAGAGACAAGGGAUUUAACAUUUGGAAACCCCCUUCAUCAUUUACGCGAUGAAAAAAGCUUAAAAAUUGAUAACUGCCAUAUACAUUGCAGAUUAAAAUGGAAACUUAAGACAAUUAUCUAGAUAAUGCAAGGCACAAUAUCUACAGUGACCACCUAAUUAAGCCAGGUUUUAAUAUUGAAAACUUUUUUCAACUAUCCACAGCCUGUAUAGUGAUAGCCAUAUAUUUAAUAAUGGAAUGGUGGUUGAUAGUCUGUUUAUUGCACAAUUAAUCGUUUGUUAAUCAUAAUAGGAUGUGAGAAUUUUUCAGGCUUUAUGAUCUCCUCUCUAAAUGUUUCCAAAAUUGGCACAAAGUGCUAAGGUUUAUAUACACUUAUUGUAACUGUAUUCUUGUGCCUUGGUUUUACCACGUCAAUGCACUGUAUCCUAUAAAAGUUUUACAGACAAAAUAGAAGGCAUGAUAAUACAUCAGAAUUAUGAUGUAAAAAUGGGAUCCUUUGUAAUUUUUAAAUGUUCUGAAAAUUUUAUCACUGUUAAGACAUUAGUCAUUCAGUAUUAUUAAUGGAAUAGAAAUUCAUACUUUUGUAUGGACAGAGAAUCAAAUUGAUAUUGCAUUUAUAACACUGUCAAGAACCUUUCAUUUUGAGCAGCUUUGUAGAGGAUGGGUGUUUUAUUUUCAAUCUCCGUAUUUGACUAGUCAUUGAAAAUUGGUGCCAGUGAAGUUGUUGACCCGUGGAUGUAAAACCUGAUGGUGAGACACACACUGUCCUAAACUGUGAGGGUGCCCAGGAAAAGGAAGACCAUUCUUGAAAAUUUAAAAAAAAAAAAUUGUGUUUUGUUGUUUGCCAAGGACUCAGGAAAAUUAAAGCAUUUUCUAUUUUUAGGAUAACUCAUAAAUGAAUUAUAUAACUGGCUAUUACUGUUUACCCAUAUAAAAUAUGCUGCUACACUACACAGUAUUUUACCUUCUUUGGCUUGACAAAAAAAUGUUUUUUUAAUUAGACCUGAGGAAUCAUCUAAGGAAUGUGUCAUCCAACACGUAUUUCCUUAUUUUGUCACAAAUCUUUGCAUCUCUCUCUAUAGGAAGAUUAUUUCCAUUUGACAAUGAAAAAAAAAAAGGUUAGUGCUCAUUUGCAACCAGAAAGUGAAUUUCUUUCUGUGAUAGAAUAACCACAUUUAGUACAGUUUCCCCUGUUUACGCACAAGCCACAGCACAGAGAAUCACGCGUCCUCCGGUGUCUCUCUCCUCUGCGGUCUCUGAGGAGGAAGAGUCAGCACAUGUGACACUUGGGAAGAGGGACGGGGGGCCAGCUGGACUCGGGUUGUGGGGUGACGUGAGCAGGCGACGGUUGGAUGUCCGCUGGAAUUGCUUGGGUGCUCCUGAUGCUGCCAAGCUCAGGCCAUGAGCUCCAGCAGGGUCCCCCACCCUGGCCACAUGUUGGAAUCACCCGCGGAGUUCAAAAAGCUAUUGAUGCCUGGGCUGCCCCCCUAGACCAAUUAAGCCAGAACCUCUGGGAGGAGGGAGGCAGACAUCAGUAAGGUGUCAAAGGCCCCCUGGUGAUUCAAAGGGCGCUGAGGUUGUAAGCCACUGAGCUACAGCGUGCUCUUAUGACCAAAGUUUAAAUGAGGAUCAGCUUCCGUGUUCUUUCCUUUACCAGAAAUUUGCAAUAAAAAGAAUAAAAUUUCCAAAUAAAUGUGGUGUAUGAUUUUUAAACUUAAAAGUUUUUUUAGAGUGAGGCAACCUACUGGGAACUGGAAAGUCACGGGGAGCUGCUCCAUCUGUGGGUCUUCAAGGCUGGAAUAAUGCCAGCUGGCAGUUCCUACUGUGCAUGUGUGCCUGUGCCGUGAACUUGGUGUGUGUUCACUCAGUUCAUUAUGGUGAUGAGUUAAGGACUACUCACUUUCCCAUUUUACAGAUGAGAAAAAUGGGUCACCUAAAGGUUGGGCAACUUGCCCCAAGUCCCGCAGCUGGUAAGUGGGAUCCUCAAUUCAAACCAGGCAGCCUCCUUCCACUCUCUGGGCACCUAACAAGUACACCACUGUCCCACCUCUAAAGAUACAGCCUUGCUUCCCACAUAGCUGACUUGCCAGCCCACCGACAACAGCUCCAUCUCUACAUGACCUUACAGCUCCACCAUCCGAGGCCUUUUGCUCUUUAAUGCCCUAGUUCCAAGCACCCGAGAGAGGCACCUUACUAGCUUCACUUGGGUCCACUAGCUUCCUCUGGUUUAUCAGUGGAAGCAACAGAGGCGGGGCCAUUUGGUGCCAUAGGACGGUAGGGUCCCAGACACUUCGUCCCCUGUGCUUGGGCCGUCCUAGGCAGUGGACUGGGGUUCUGUGCGUUGGGAGAUGAGUUAUGUUAGGUGGCUUUCAGCUAUUCAGCCUGGAAAAAAAACCCCACAAACCACUCAUGACAUCCUGGAAACUCAAUGAUAACUAUAUGGGGUUCUGUCACUGCCCUCUUCUCGCUGUGUGACCUUGGGCAGUUCUCUUCACCUUUCUGAAUCUCAGUUUUCUCAUCUGCAGAGUGGAGAUUAUAAUUAUAUAAAAGAAGUGGCUCACUUAUAAUUUUUGAAAUGCUGAAGUAGUUAAUGCAAAAUUGGGUAUUAAGUGGUGAAAUAUGGGAUAUGGGCGGGGAGAUGGUGGUGGUGGGACAUAGCAGGUAAAUGGAGGGUCCAUGUGUUGGUUGAGAGCAUCCCAUUACCUGCUGGGAUCACUUAUGGGAAGUGACUCUAACCUCCAAAGAUAAGUGAUAUCCCGCCUGAAACACAGAAGAGCAGCUUGGAUGCAGAGAUAAGUAGACAGGACCAGACUGGGUCAGUCCCUGAAUCUGGGGAAGCGCUGGGCAGAACCACAGGCUAGUUAGUCUCAUCCUUGGGGCAGGCGUGACUUCUCCAGGACUCAGCCUGGGAGAAGCCACAUCCACUGAGGGGCCAGUGUUGAGAGGGCUGGGAAGGUGGGGUAAGACCCAGAAGGUGACAACAACUCAAGUGUACAUUGAUGAAUGAAUAAGCAAAUGUGGUAUAUACCUACAAUGGAAUACUAUGCAGCCAUAACAAGAAAUUCUGACACAUUAACAGCAUGGAUGAAUCUUGAGGAGGUUUUGUUGUGUGAAAUAAGCAAGUCACAAAAGGACAAACCUUGUAGAUUUCCACUUGGAUGAGGUACAUAGAAGAGUCCAAUUCAUAGAAACAGAGUAGCCUGAUAGGUGCCAGGGGCUCAGGGGUGGGGUGGGGAAUGGGGAGCCAGUACCAAAUGGGUCCAGAGUUUGAGUUGGAGAAAAUGAAAAACUUCUCGGAUGGUGGUGAUGGUUGCAACAAUGUGAAUGUACUCAAUGACACAGAACUGUACAUUUAAAAAUGGUUAAAUUACUAAAAUGUACACAUAUCUUAUCACAACAAAAAAUAGGAAGUGGAUUCCUAAGCCCUCCAGUUGAGCCUUCAGGUGAGACUGCAGCCCUGGCAGCUUUAAUGCAACCUCAUGAGAGAUGUUAAACCAGAGGUUACCCAGCUAAGCCAUGUCCACACGUCUGACCCACAGAUGCCGCGAGAUGAUAAAUUUUUGUUGUUUUAAAUUGCUACGUUUUGGGUUAAUUUGUUAUAUGCAGCCAUAGAUCACUGAUGCGCUGGCACUGUGUAAUCUUGACAGAGCUAUUUUGUGGAACUGCUCAUUGCUUGUGCUACAAAUUACAUGUUUACAUAUAUAAUCUCAUACACUUUCUGAGCAAGACAUGAUCUUUAAAAACUUAUACUGAAUGGCAUAUAUACUUUAUCCCAUUUAAUCUUUGUAAUUACCCUACUUGGUGUGUACUAUUAUUUCCAUUUUGUGGAUGGAGCAGAGAGAGAGGUUAAAUAUUGACUAAUAUUGCAGUUGACUCUUGACCAACACAGAUUUGAACUACGCAAUCCACUUACAUGUGGAUUUUUUAAUACAGUACAGUACUGUAAAUGUAUUUUCUCUUCUUUAUGAUUUUCUUAAUAAAAAUUUUUUUUCUAGCACA